Varanus komodoensis (Komodo dragon) is the source of this 7931-nucleotide messenger RNA. RefSeq names its product RE1 silencing transcription factor (gene REST). Gene Ontology annotation, biological process: regulation of gene expression. Bases 301 to 3009 code for a protein of 902 amino acids. Gene Ontology annotation, cellular component: nucleus. NCBI's taxonomy places the organism in Eukaryota, Metazoa, Chordata, Lepidosauria, Squamata, Varanidae. The record is from RefSeq and is a predicted model, not a curated record. The transcript has 4 exons.
GUGGCUGGCGACGGGGCCUCUAAGAAAGGAAGUCCCUGGAGGAGCCCCCCUCCCAGAAAGACGACUCAGUUUUGCCGGGGAAACUCACUAGCACCAACGGGCCAUUAGUUCGCUGUGGCAAACAGGAAGAAAGGAAGUUUGGAAGGGAGAAGCUGCCUUCCCCGCCGUCGCCUCCGGGGCUGGGACUUACAGAAGAGGCCUCAGCGGCGGCCGCAGCAGCAGCAGCCGCCUAGUUAGAGCUGGACAGCGAUUUCUGGCCCUCCCCUUCCCGGUUUUGGGCCCCAUCACAAAAUUGUUAGAAUGGCAAUGCAAGUGCUGGGGCAGUCUGGUGGCAGCAGCCUGUUUUCUGGCAGUAAUAACCUUGGCAUGUCAUUGUCAAACGAUAUGUAUGACUUCCCUGAACUUUCCAAAGCUGAGCUGGCAGCUCCUCAACUUAUUAUGUUGGCAAAUGUGGCGCUUACAGGAGAAGUUAAUGGCAGCUGUUGUGAUUACAUGGUUGGUGAAGAAAGGCAAAUGGCUGAACUGACAACAGUAGGCAAUACCAACUUUUCAGACAGUGAUGGAGAAGGAAUUGAUGAUGCACAGGGUGUGGAACCCGCCUGUGAAGGCCUGGAGGAUAUGGAUAUAGGAGCCCUUAGAGCUCCUGAGGUUCGUAAUGUGGAAACUGAAGGGCUGACAGAGUCUUCUGUUCCUCAUACCUGUAGCCCAGACAAAGGCUUCCCACUGGAAAUGGCAGUUGUCCCUGAGAAUGUAGGUGACAAAUGUAAAAGUUUGAAAAGCAAGCCAUUUCACUGUAAGCCGUGUCAGUAUGAGGCAGAAUCAGAGAAAGAGUUUGUCCAUCACAUUCGGGUACACAGUGCCAAGAGAUUCAUUGUAGAAGAAAAAGCUGAGAAGCAUGGCCAGGCUAAAGAAACUGACUCAAGCACUACAGAUGAGGUUGAUUUCUCCAAGGGUCCGAUAAGAUGUGAUCGCUGUGGCUACAACACUAACAGGUACGAUCACUAUCUGGCUCACUUAAAACACCACAACAAAGCAGGAGAAAAUGAGAGGGUCUACAAAUGCACCAUCUGCACAUAUACAACAGUCAGUGAAUAUCAUUGGAAAAAGCAUCUAAGAAACCAUUUUCCACGGAAAGUAUACACAUGUUCACAGUGUUCCUACUUCUCAGACCGGAAGAACAACUAUGUUCAACAUAUUCGAACACAUACAGGAGAACGUCCUUAUUGUUGUUCUAUGUGUCCUUAUUCAAGUUCUCAGAAGACUCACUUAACCAGGCACAUGCGCACUCACUCAGGUGAGAAGCCAUUUAAAUGUGAACAAUGCAGCUAUGUGGCAUCAAACCAGCAUGAAGUGACUCGACAUGCAAGGCAGGUUCAUGAUGGACCCAAACCUCUGGCUUGCCCUCACUGUGACUACAAAACAGCUGACCGAAGCAACUUCAAGAAGCAUGUUGAGCUUCAUGUUAGUCCACGGCAGUUCCUUUGCCCUGUCUGUGAAUAUGCUGCAUCUAAGAAAUGUAACUUGCAGUAUCACAUCAAAUCCAGACAUCCUGACUGUUGUGACAUCACAAUGGAUGUUUCCAAAGUAAGACUACGGACUAAAAAGAGUGAAGUGAACACGUCUGAUAGCAUUAAUGGUGAUAAUAAUAAAGUGGAACAAGAACAAACAAAGAAGGAAUUGACUGAAAAGAAAAGCGAGAGAGCUGUAAAAGAGGAAAAGAAAGAGAAUCUGUCAAAAGAAAAGAAGCUAACUGGUAAUGUUGGUGUAGGCCAGGUUACAACUAGAAGUCGCAAGACCGUGGCUGAAAACAAAGAAGCAUAUGUGAAAACAGAGAAAACAACUGAGAAAAAUGUUAAAACAAAGAAGACAAAAAGAAAAGCAGAGACCAACUCUGUUCCUUUUAUGCAAGAUUUUGCAACAGACACUGAUCCUGUAGUGAAAAAGAAAAAGAAAACAGAGAAAAAAUCCCCCAAAUGCCAGAACUCUCAAAAAGGUGAAAGCAAAUUGGAGGUCACCAAAAAGCAAAAUUCUUGCCUUAAGAAAAACAAAAAAAAGAAGCAUCUAAAGACUAAGUCUAGUGGCAACAACAAAAAGCCUGAUUGUGAGAAGAUAACAGAUGAGGAAUUGGUUCAUAAAGAAUGUCCUACUAUGCAAGGGGGAGAAAGUAAGCCAUCUGGUUCCUGCAAUGUGCAGCAGCCCGUUGUUGCGCCCGAUGAUGGUGGGAGUCAAUUUGACCCUGGAGAGAACAGACAGGAUCAGGAGCCACCACCUGCACAACAUGUGGCCCAGAACAUGGAGCCAGAAGUGAGAGAUCAGGAAAUGCCCAUUGCAGAAGAGACCACAAAAGCUGUUUCUCAGAAUGAAGUUGAAAUGCAACUGGAAAUUGUACCUGGGACCAGCUCCAAGGACUCUGAUGUCAUCUUGGAAAAAGAAACAGAGGUACUCAAAAACAGUUUACCAGAUUUGGCCCAAGAUAUUCAGACAUCACAGACUUGUGAAAUGGAAGUUGUGAAAGCAAAUAUAGUGCAAGAGGUUCAGCCAGUGCCAGCAUGUGAGAUAGUAACUCAUAGUGCAAACCCAGAAGAUGAUAAUUGCAAAAACCAGUUGCAAGCUGAAGACCCAGUAGGCACUCCACCAUCACAGCUGCCAGGGAAGUUAGAGCAGAGCACUAAAGCAGACCUGGUUUCCGUAUCACCCAGUCGCACAGUAGCAAGUGAAAAUCAGGAAAUGGAAGAAGACGAGGGGAUCCACAGUCACGAUGGCAGUGAUAUCAGUGACAACAUAUCAGAAGGCAGUGAUGAUUCUGGGUUAAAUGGUGCUCGGACGGCACAAGAGAAAACAAGUCAGAAACCAUCCCAAGAAGUGGCAGAAGCCAAGGCCGCAAAGGAGAACUAUGUGUGUAUAUUCUGUGAUCGUUCAUUUAAAAAGGAAGGCGAGUACAGUAAGCACCUGAACCGUCAUUUGGUAAAUGUGUAUUAUCUUGAAAAGGCAACAAAGGAGCAAGAUUAACCAAACUGCGGUUUCAGGAUAGCUUCUUAUUCUUCUGUAAGACCUUUUAGAGCUUAGGUACAGUUCUUGUAGAAUCUUUGCUUAAGCUCACUUUGCUCAUACUUUUCAUUUGAUGGUUGUUGUUUUUUCCUGACCUUUGAUGAAACGUUAAACUAAUUAUUUGUAUCUCUUUGAUUAGAGAGGGCAAGUAGAGUGUGUAACGCUAUAGCUUGCUAAGUUGGCACAAGUCCCUGGGAUAGAGCCCUGGAAUCACUUGAUUAUUUCUGUUGAUCUGCAACAGAACGAGACACACAUUAGUUGGUUUAGGAAUGGUGACCUCAGGACACUGAGAGUGUCUCCUACACAAGCUCUGUCGAGAUGAAUUAAAGUGUGCAAAUGCACUGCAAUGGUGGUGUUCAUUUUCAUAAGCCUUGAGCAGGAGAUGCUACCAGUUAACUUCCCACAGUCUGGACCUUAUCUGCUCAUUACAUUUUAGUGAGACAGUUUUAACUUGGAGUUAGUUUCAGGCUUGUUGUGAUUCUCCUAUCCUUCUCAUUACUGCUUGGAGAAAGUCAGAUGCCAGCCAGGGCUUAUUUGAAUGUGAUAUCUUCCUGAUCAAGCGGUUUGGAUCCCAUUUCUUUGGCCUGCUCAUAAUUAUGUGCCACAUUGUGGGAUACUUUACUGUGGUGGAUUACAUGUCACUGCUGUGUAUGUGUGUGGAUGCUGGAACCAGAUGUGCAGGGCUACUUGUGCGAAUCUUUCCCAAUAACUUGGAAAGACUCUUCUACCUAUGUGGCUCUGAUAUACAGAAUUCUUAGCUGUAUAUGCAUGGAAGCUUUCUGGAGACACUGAAUGGUCAGGGAGAUAGUAUGUUCAAAAACAUAGCAGUGCAUCACCCACUCACAACUUUUUCUGUGAGAAGGGUACAUAUUGUUGGUAUGAAAUCCUGAGGCUCAUUCCUGGUUAAUAUCUCUUUGGAAGGUGCCAAAUGCAUAAGGCCAUCUGUGCUUGUUGAACAAAGUGUUACAGCAACAGAAUUUUCAAAAUGGGAAUGUUACUGGUCCAAUGCUUCUGACUGGCUAGGAGUGAACUUGAUCUCAUGAUCAUAUUUUUAAUUUGCAUAUACAUUUCAGAUCCCCCAAUCAUGAUCAGCUAGCCAAAAUAUUGAAGUUCUUUCCAUCUAUUGAUUGGUGAAUCCAUUAUUUGGUAACUAUUACUUUAAGGCAAGGUUAUUUCCUUUUGUGCUUUAAGAGAAGAAAAAUAUUGCACAGAAUUUUUAUUUUUACCUAUGCAGUUUAAGCCUUUAGGAGUUUAGGGUUUGUGUUUUAUAUGUAUAUUUUAUAUAUGCAUGUUUGGUUUUGUUAAUGGAUUUCCUUCCUUAUGUUGACUUUUUCAGGUUUGUUGCUUAUCAUGGCCAGUGUUCUCUUUUUCUUUUAGCUACAACCUUUGGUUCUAUAUUGGUUAUAUGUGAUUUUUUUAAACAAUCUUGUGUCUGCCAGACACUGUCUAUUAAGUCGUAGGAUAUAUCAGAGUCUAAACCUUAGACCUCAUGUGCUGGGAACAGAGCUGGGGCUCUGACCACAAAGCACCUCCCCUUACAGCCAGCGUGGUCCUUUCCAUAAGUGCCACUUUGGAGGCAGCAUUGAGAGGAAGGGGUUCUCGGAGGAGUGUAGGAAGGAGACUUUGACAUGAUACAAGGAGUUCUGGCAGUGCCUCUGCCUCGCCUCCUCACAAAUAGGAGCAAAAGACAGAUGGUAGAAAUGGUCUGUCUGUGUCUUUGCCAGGAGGGAGAAGUGUGGAGACAAUCCUUGUCUCUGUGCGGCUCCAACACUCUUCAGUUGGUAGGGUUAUGGGCAAUCACAUUGGAUGGCACCCUUAGGAGCUUUAAUUGAACAAUAACAUUAAUUGAACAAAUGAUAAUGUGCACAAGCUGUGGGGAAGUUGUUUUGCUUAAACCUUUAUUAACUGAGUGGGAGCUGGCUAAAGAGUAGCUUCCUAGCUCUCUGCAAGGCCAGCUUUCCUGAAGAUCAUGCCCUGCUUCCCAAAGGCAGUUCCUGCAUACUUUCAUACAUCCAUUGGAUUCUGGAUCUAUCCUAUAACAUAUAAUCUGUUUUCAUGCAGAUAGUACACCCACUCUUUUACUGCUUUUUGUUAUUAUUUUGAAAAUGCUGUUAUUGGAAGGAAAUAUUUCACAGUUCCCAUUAAAAUGAACAAGAGAUGCGCAAGAACCCCAUUUGUCUUUAUCUCCUGUUCCUUUCAAAGAGGCUUGUAUGAGAGAAUUUCCCAGGAGAAUGUAUUAAUGGAUGAUGCUUGCUAAAUUCUUAAAAUGUACUAAGGAAUAUUACAAAUGAAAUAGUCAAAUUCAUGCAAAAUAAUAUUUUCUAGUUCCACUGCAUUUGUAUAUGAAAUAUUUGGAGCACAGUCCACCUAGGCACUCUGAUUUCACACAGCUUGCAUUUAUUUCAGUGAUACCCAUGCAAGAGAAUUGCCGAUUGGGUUCUGCCUUGUCUGCUUACUUUAGCAUUGAAAAAGUUCUGUUGUUCAUCUAAUGCCAUGCAUCAGAAAAAUCCUGGUAAGCAACAAACCUUGAAUUAGGGCAGAUGUAAAAAUUGCUGUUCUUUAUUCAAUCAAGUUUUAAUUAAAUUAAUUACUCUGGUCCUUUUAUAGUUGGCAUAAAGAUAAAUUGAAAUGAUUGGAUAUUUGAAUUAUAAAUUGUAAACUGGGAGAAGAGUCACAAGUAACUUUCAGACUGGUUUAUUCACCAUUAAGACCUGCUUCUCAAUGUCUUUGAAUAUACCAGCAAUGACAACCUGCAGAUAAUUAGCAAAAUUGAGCUAACAAUCUUACCUGUACACCCAUCCUAUUUGAUUUUUUUUCUUUAUUGUUUCUGGAAAUGAAUAUUUUGUUGAAAUAGAGCAAAACAGCAGACAUGGGAGCGUUACAUUGUCAAAGGGCCCAAUCUGCUGAGACGUUUUGCAGCACAAAUCCAGCUAUGGUGUUAUUUUACUGCUCUGGUCUGUUUCUUAGGGUUUGUGCAGAAGUUGCUGGCACAUUGUCGCCCCCCCCCCCCCCGGCUACCAGUGUAGUUUUCUGCUCUACUGCAAGCAUAUUAAACUAUAAUUUGUUUCCCCUUAGUCUCCCCUUGCCCUGCUCCCCUUCUGUUGGCAUUUUGUGUGCUUCCAUUUCAACAUAACUUGACUGAAUAGAGGAAACUGAUACUUCUGUAUAGGGGUGGGGGUGGGAGACUGGAAAUAGGAGGCCAAAGAUCUGAGGGAGAAAAUCCCUUUAGGGCAGAAGUAAAUUGUAUAACAUUAGUUAUUUGUGUGUGAAUAGCUUAUGUUCAAGACUUACUUUCGCUGUGACAAUCAUUGUCAAUUGAAAAUCAAGUUGCAACUAUAUUUAUGUUGAACCAUUAAACACUGCUGAAAUGUCUUCCUAACCAAUUAGUUGAAAUAGUAUUAGAUGCAACUUUAUUGUUGGGUGUAAAAAUAUUGUCAUUUUGUAAGAGGUUUGGACAGAGGCUGGAAAUUCCAGUACUGUGUAGACAGAUUUUUGGAACUUUUCCUGUUUUUAAAGAGAUGCUUCCAUUUUGUAAGAGUCUUCAUGGUCUUGGGCUACAUUUUCAUGAUUUUUUUUAAAAAGCCAAGUUGAUUUAAAAGAUAAAGCAAACAGGUAGCAAUAGUGAUAUAAGAUGAAUAAAAAGGCUGUUAUGUUACACAGAAUAUUCUACUAGCAAAUUAUCAAGACAAAAUAUUUCACACUUGGAAAAACUGUAGAAGACAGUGCCUGUGUUGGGCAGUAUUCUUGCACAUGAAAGGGCAAAACACUUAAGUAUUAAGAAAACAAAUCUUCCAAUGAUCAGAUCAUUGUAUCCCAAGUUACCUUGGAUAUUGUGACUCUAAAUUCCAAUACAUUUUUACCAUGUUGUUGUCUUAGAGAGAUUUGAAGAUUUUUAAGAUAUACAGUAAAAGAUAACAUGUCAUGCAUCUCUGAAUGUUAGACGUUGCUAAAGAAUAAGCAAAAUUAGGGUUAAAAUGUAGAUAAUGUACUGUGUUUCUGCCUAAAGUAGGUAUUUCUUAAAUUAAACACAGGGCUUACAGGAAUUUGGACUCACCUUUCCAGCUUCUUCCUUACUAAAGGGCUUCUCUCAGCAGCAAUCCUUGUAAGAAUAUUCCAAUCUGACCCAUACUGUAAUAUCUCAUGUUGUUGGUACCAUGCUGGGCAGUGUGGCUAGCAGAACAUUUAAAGUUUAUGGAAACAAACAUGAAAACUCAAUGCUGCAAGACACCUAAAGAAUGGAUAACUAGGAACUUGCAACACAUCUUAAUAUUGCUGCUAUCUGGGGAUUGAUUGACCUAAGGGCUGGAACUUUAAAUCCUUCUUACAGAACAAACUGACAGGUCAGUUUACUCAUAACAUUGUAAAUUUCAGUAUGUUAGGUUUUGCUGAUGAUUUAGUUGUAAACACAGGUUCAGUUAGAUGUAUUGAAUCUUGUCUUCGUAGCUAACACGCUGAGAUACAAUAUUAAUUGCAUUCAGGCAGCUUAAGGAAAUGUUUCACACAUGUGUAUGUAUAUACACCUUUCCUCCCUAAAAAGAAAAUCACACUAGCUAAAGAAGUUUUUGUAAGCUGGCACUGAAACAUUUUAUGUUUGGUUGCACCGUGUUUGAAGCUUUUUACAGUGCAAUACUUGUAUUAUUCUCUCAAUUUAAACCAAAGGUAAUUUUUCAUGCUUUCUAUCUACUGUAGUGCAUGAAGAGCUUUUAUACAGUUGUAAUAAGAUAUAAAAUCAGAACAGAUCACAUGUCCUGGGUUUUUUUUAUUCACGUAAACAAUGUACAAGCCUUUGUCCAAAAUGUAAGGUGUUAAACUAAAUUGCAUAUUAACCCUUGAGUGUAUUUUCCUAAGCAUAGUUAUAAGUCAAUAAACUUUAUUAAGGAACA